CUUCCAGUCCGGUUCAGUUCGGUUUGUAGAAUUUUUCAUGGUUAAGCCGUUAACUCCAAUGUCGAGAUCUAAAACUGAUCUCAAAACACAUUAGAAUAGGUACUCUCUCUCUCUCUCUCUCUGUUACAUUUGCUUCGUCGAUGGCAACACUCUGCUUCCACUCUCCCUCCAAACCCAUUUCAUAUUUCCACCCCAAAUCGAAACCCUCUCCACCGUUAUUCUCCAAAGUCUCCGUCUUUAGAUGCAAAGCCUCCGUACAAACCCUCGUCUCCGUCGAGCCGGAGCCCGUUUUCACCUCCGUCAAGACUUUCGCUCCCGCCACCGUCGCUAAUCUCGGCCCAGGCUUCGACUUCUUAGGCUGCGCCGUCGACGGCCUCGGAGACCACGUCACUCUCCGCGUAGAUCCCUCCGUUCGCGCCGGCGAGGUCCUAAUCUCAGAGAUCACCGGAACCACCGCAAAACUCAGCACAAACCCUCUCCGAAACUGCGCCGGAAUCGCUGCGAUUGCGACGAUGAAGAUGUUAGGGAUUAGAUCGGUUGGGUUGUCGUUGGAUUUGCAUAAAGGUCUUCCUUUGGGGAGCGGUUUGGGUUCGAGCGCUGCUAGUGCCGCCGCAGCUGCUGUAGCGGUUAACGAGAUCUUCGGUCGGAAGUUAGUUAGAGAAGAUUUGGUUUUAGCCGGUUUGGAGUCUGAAGCUAAAGUGUCCGGUUACCACGCGGAUAACAUCGCUCCUGCGAUCAUGGGAGGGUUUGUUUUGAUUAGAAACUACGAACCGCUUGAUCUUAAACCGUUGAGGUUCCCGGAGGAUAAAGAGCUUUUCUUUGUCUUGGUGAGUCCUGAGUUCGAAGCUCCGACCAAGAAGAUGAGAGCUGCAUUGCCUACAGAGAUUCCGAUGGUUCACCAUGUUUGGAACAGCAGCCAAGCGGCUGCUUUGGUGGCCGCGGUGCUGGAAGGAGACGCGGUGAUGCUAGGGAAGGCUUUGUCGUCUGAUAAAGUUGUGGAGCCGACGAGGGCUCCGUUGAUUCCGGGGAUGGAAGCUGUGAAGAAGGCGGCGUUGGAAGCUGGGGCGUUUGGAUGUACGAUUAGUGGAGCUGGACCAACGGCGGUUGCGGUGAUUGAUGCGGCGGAGAAGGGAGAGGAGAUUGGGGAGAAGAUGGUGGAGGCUUUUAUGAGGGUUGGGAACUUGAAGUCUGUUGCUUGUGUGAAGAAGCUUGAUAAGGUUGGUGCUAGGCUUGUUAGUAGCGUCUCCAGGUGAUUUUCAUGGGAUUGGAAUUACACUCUUCUUCCUCUGUAAAAGUUACAGAUGGUAAUAAAAAGAUUCCAACUUUUGAUCUUUUAUUCAGUUUAGAGAUUUAUAAAGAUGAUAUAUAGUUUCAGUGCAAGGACAGUGAGUGUUCUCCUUUCUUCUGAGGCUUUGAUUAGAGAGGGCACUGUAUUAAUGUGGACGUGAUUAGACGUUUUGAGGGAAUGAAGGUCCAAUGGUUUACUGGGUUUGUGAUUUGAAAUAAAUUUGUUGUAGCUCCUCGUGUAUUCUGAAUGAAUUGAUGAUGAUGUAUGGGUUUUUGUCAAGUUUUGGUUAUCCUUUCUACUU
Messenger RNA from Brassica napus (rape), 1589 nucleotides. RefSeq names its product homoserine kinase. Gene Ontology annotation, biological process: L-threonine metabolic process. The record is from RefSeq and is a predicted model, not a curated record. NCBI's taxonomy places the organism in Eukaryota, Viridiplantae, Streptophyta, Magnoliopsida, Brassicales, Brassicaceae. The transcript has a single exon. Gene Ontology annotation, molecular function: ATP binding; homoserine kinase activity. The coding region runs from base 141 to 1253 and encodes 370 amino acids.